GGAAUCCCUUGGUGAUCGAAUCAGUGAAUUUGGAUUUCGAAUCCAUGGUUCAUCUGAAGGUGAAGAAGAAAUAGAAGAUGAAGAUGAUGAUCCAGAAGAUAGUGGGAUUCGGGAUGAAAUAAUCAUUCCAAAUGAUUUAUCUAAUCUAAAUUUAAUGAAUAUCUAUUCAUUAACAUCGAAUAAUAAUAAUAAUAAUAUUCAUACUGCACCAAUAAAUAAUGAAUGCGGUGUUUCACCAACAACACUAAGUCGUUCUCAGCAUACAACAAAUACACAUGAUCAUAAUUCUUCUAUUCAAUGUAUCAAAUCGACAAUAAACAAUGACACAAAUGCAAUUAUCCCAUUGAUGACGACCAAUGAUGUCAGUAAUCAUCAUCAUCAUCAUCAUACUGAAAAUACCAAGAUUCAUUCGACAGUAAUAACCACAACAACAACAGCGACUACUACUAAUACUACAAGUACCACAACUACUUGUAAUACUGAUAAUAAUAUUACCACUAACAAUCAUACCAAUCGAUUACUAAUCAGUCAAAAAGAAUUAGAUUUAAAUGAUAUUGUCAAUUCAACUGGUCAUGAAUUUUAUCCGGAGAAAUCUGGAGAGUAA
Messenger RNA from Schistosoma turkestanicum, 604 nucleotides. The record is from the annotation of a GenBank genome assembly. NCBI's taxonomy places the organism in Eukaryota, Metazoa, Platyhelminthes, Trematoda, Strigeidida, Schistosomatidae.